UAUCAACCAGACUAGACAGCCGCUGCUCCAGAACUCCUGUGACUCUCAUCGUUGCAUCAUAUCCAUCUCAUAGAUCGCGGUCAUGGAGCCCAUCGCCGAGCCCCGCGACCGCUUCAAUCUCCGUAAAGCACUCCUCCGUGUCGAAAGGGACAUCAAAGCCCUGGAAGAGCAAGAUAUACAUACCUUAGACCAAAGUGUGCUGACACGGUGCAGAGUUCGAGCUUUGCCUCUAAGCCUUGAUGCUGGUGACUCGCUCGCACCAAAGUUUUUCACUUCUUUUGCCCCUAGUGACAUGCCGGAGCCAACGCCAGAAUUUGUCGACAGAGAAUACAACACCGACGAGCUGACCCUGUCUAGUGAGCGCGGACGACUGAUCUACCUUUAUCUUAAGUCAUACGUGAGCGAAAUGAUUGUCGACUUUCCAGAGGUUCAUCGAACGUGGUCAAGCAAACAGAUCGGUAAUUACAAUAUUCGCAAUCUGUACCGGACGUUGGAACCUGAAUAUGGCACCUUAUCGAUACUUCAUGUUGCUAAGGCCUCCAAGCCGCAUGUGAAAUGUAUCAUGCACAACGACCUCGACGUAGAUGACAAUCAUCUGCUUUGCGGGGAAGUAUUGACUGUCAUUCGGAUCAUGUUGGACCAGCUCAAACAGAAGAUGUUUGUCAAUGAUAUGAUUGCACCAGUCCUGCUCCUUUCGCUCAACCAACGGCAUCCGCGUGUCAUGGAGGCAUACUUUGAUGGCCAGGAACUGUUGAUUCGCCGCACUAAAUCCUACGACUUUAGAUUCCUCAACAUAGCUGGGUUCAAGACCUUUACACAAUGGUUCCUCGGCAAUCCUAUUGGUAUCACGUCCAGAGAAGCGAUUCGGACUUGAUGGGUCGAUCUUAGAUUGAGGGUGCUUGAGUUAUCUUUUUUUGUUGUUCUGGAAACAUUCUAUAACGCGAUCAGGUCUUU
Molecule: messenger RNA, 954 nt
Organism: Aspergillus fijiensis CBS 313.89
Lineage: Eukaryota; Fungi; Ascomycota; Eurotiomycetes; Eurotiales; Aspergillaceae
Exons: 3
Coding region: 83-874 (263 amino acids)
Source: RefSeq, a predicted model, not a curated record